AUGCGGCUGCAGUGCGAGGUGGAGGUGCUCAGCCGGCUCCUGCCCAGCUGCGGGCUGCGGGGCCGCGGCCGCGCUGCGAGGGCGCUGCUGUCUCUCGGGCGCCCGCCCGGCGCUGCCGGUGCCGGGAUUUACCUGAUGGUGUGCACGGCGCGGGACCGCGGCGGGGCUCGCUACAAGGUGCAGCAGAACGUGGAGCGGCUCUUCACGCGCUUCGUGGAGGAGGGAAAGGCCACGGUGCGGCUGCGGGAGCCCGCGGUGGAUCUGUGCCUCAGCAAGGCAAAUGUGAUCAAUUUAAAGACUUUCCUUUCAGCCGUGAGACUGGCUCACCAAGGCAACGACACCGGAGUUCUCCCUCUCUCACCUCUGGUCCCAGCAAAGAACUCCGACGUGGAGAAACCCAAAACCAAAAUGAUCAUCACUUCCAGGAGGGAUUAUCCCCUCACCAAGAGCUUCCCUUUCUCCCUGGAGCACCUGCAGACCUCGUACUGCAAACUGGCCAGGAUCGACAGCAGGGUGCUGUGCCUGAAGAAGCUGCGCAAGCUGGACCUGAGUCACAACCACAUCAAGCAGCUGCCGGCCACGCUGGGGGACCUGGUGUGUCUGCAGGAGCUCGACCUGCACGACAACCACCUGGAGGCCUUCAGCGGGGCCCUGUGCAGCUCGGGCCUGCAGAAAUCCCUGCAGUUCCUGGACCUGAGCCAGAACCAGAUCCAGGCGCUGCCCAUCGAGUUCUGCCAGCUGCGGGGCCUGGUGCAGCUGCGGCUGGAUGACAACGCCCUGCUGCGCCUGCCCUGCAGGAUCGGGCAGCUGAGCCACCUGCGCUUCCUGUCGGCCGCACGGAACAAGCUGCCCUUCCUGCCCUGUGACUUCAGGAAACUCUCUCUGGAGAACUUGGAUCUCUUUGGGAAUCCUUUUGAGCAGCCAAAUCCGCUGGUUCCCAACAUCCAGCUGAAAAUCCCAUUGACUCUGUUGGAGUGUGCUGCCAGGGCCACGGUCAAUCACAGAAUCCCUUACGGCUGUCACCUCCUCCCUUCCCACCUCUGUAAGGAUCUGGAAGUGGCCAAAACGUGUCGGUGUGGGAGCUCCUGCCUGAGCAGCUUCAUCCAGAUCACAGUGACCAUGAACCUGCACCACGUGGCGCACACCGUGGUGCUCGUGGACAACAUGGGGGGCACGGACGCUCCCGUCCUCUGCUACUUCUGCUCCCUGGACUGCUAUUCACAGUUCCUGGACAGGCACCUCCAGAGCAAUGGGUGACACCAGCUCUGUCCGCUGUGUCUGGGGAUGGAGGAGCCUGGAGGCGUUUCCUGUGGAGACAAAUCCCUCUGGGAGUGAGGGGACGUGCCUGGCCCGACUCUUGUCCCCCUCUGGAAUCUCCUCUGGUUGGAACACAAUGUUUAGCUGGAGAGAACCUCCCUUAGAAUGUGUUUCCCUUUCGCUGUUUCCGGGGCUUUGCUCGGAGUUUGGUGGUUUUUGUGGGGUAAGUGGUUCCUUCCUGGAAGGACAAAGUGGAUUUAUCCCAAACUUUCCCAGGUGAGGCUCUGAGCUCUGCCCACGGGCAAGGACUGCACUCCGCUCUUCCCAAGGGAGGAGAAGCCGCAUCCAGACCGGUUAAUUCUAGGUGCUUCUUUUUUUUAAAGGUUACAACAUUCCCACUGGGAGCAGGGACCAGCAUUGCUGGGUUUCUACCAGAGCAAAUGUGGUUUUGGGGGUUUUUCUUUGUGAUAUCAGAAAUGUCUUUUUUCUAAAUACGUGCCUGAAACUUUGUUUCUUAAUCCUCCGAUGAUUCUUGAAUUUGUUUCACUGUGUUGACUUAAUAAAUUU
This is a messenger RNA of Pseudopodoces humilis (Tibetan ground-tit), 1824 nucleotides long. It is a transcript of the gene LRR1, whose product is annotated as leucine rich repeat protein 1. NCBI's taxonomy places the organism in Eukaryota, Metazoa, Chordata, Aves, Passeriformes, Paridae. The record is from RefSeq and is a predicted model, not a curated record. Gene Ontology annotation, molecular function: protein binding. Gene Ontology annotation, cellular component: cytoplasm.